AUGAGGAUAGUGAAGAAGAAGCAAAAAUCAAUACAAAAAAAAGAAGAAGGAAGUACUAAAGAAAAUACAGAUGAUAUAGAUGGAGUAGUUAAUAAAUUAAAUAAUAAUGAAAAUGAAGAAGAAGGAACAAAUCUAAAAGAACAAAAUAUUACAGGUGAAAAUACUGAAGAAAAAAAAGAUAGAGAAGUUAUAAAAGAAAAAACUCCUGAUGCUGUUAAAGUUGAAAUUAGUAAUGAAAAAACUGCUAAUGAAAAUACCAAUAAAUUCAAAAAAAUUACAAGUUGGUUACGUAAAUCUGUGAACGAGCACUUUUUCUUGAUAUGGUAUGUAAUAAUGCCUAUUAUUAUUUUAAUUAUUGUAGUUUUUGUGGCACUUAUAAUAGCAAUCCCAGACAUAAAAACUAGCAAAGAAAAGUAUUUUUAUUCAUUUAUUGGUUUACUAGGUUUAUCAUAUUUAGUUAUUGGAUCUUUAGUAUUAUUUGUGUUGUUAUUUUUCAAAAUAAUGUAUGAUUUAAUAACUCAAAUUAUAAAAAUCAGAAAUGAACAAAUAAACACAAAAAGCCAAUGGAUGUUACUAUUUGAAUUGGUAUCUCCUUGUCUUUCAAAGUUGGUUAAAAAAUUUUGGUUAUGGUGUAAACCAUAUGAAAAAGAUCACAAAUGGAUUUCAUGGGGUUUACGGAUUAUACAUUGGGUUACUAUUGCUUUGUCAUUUGUGGUAUUAAUUUUAUUUAUUGUUUCUUUAGGAUUUAUGACUAAAGAUGCAAAAAAUAUGAUUGGAUAUUGGAUUUUAUUUGUUGUUUCAAGUGUUUUUAUUGGGUUAAUUUAUGUUAUAAAAGAAUUAAGAGAAUGUAUAGAAAAUGCAGAGAAAAAACAUACUUCUAAUAAUACUUCUGUUAAUGACACCAAUACUCCUACAAAUAAACGUACAGAUAAUGAUACUUCUUCAAAAACAAAACAAAAAAAAUCUAAAAAAAAAAUAGAUGGUUUGUUUGGAUUUGAUUUUGAAUAUUCCACUCUACUCCUUAUUAUUCUAAUUUUCAUUGUAUGUUUAAGUCUUCCCAUUGUCAAAAUUAUUCGUGUUAUUUGCAAAGAAAAAAGUCCAGAUACUGAGACUCCUUCAAUAAUUAAUGAAAGUAGUCAAAAAUAUUAUUACUUUGCAAAUGAAAUGGAUUAUUCCUAUAAUGACUUUGAUUAUGCAAAUUCUUAUAUUACAAAGAGCAGUCAAUCUCCAUUAACUGAUAUUGUUCGUACUCAUUCUCAUUUAUGUUCUGUUGAUUCUUAUGGUAUUACUCCAAUAGAAUAUGCUUACUUUUGUAUAAUGGCAAAAUCCAAUGUUACUAAUUUAGAAGGUUGUGAAACAAAUAGUCAAGACCCUUCAUCAUCUAAGCCAUCAUGUUGUUCAAAAUCAAAAAAUAAAUUGUCUGAAUCUGAAAAAAAACUAGAAGAACAAAGACUUGUCAAAUGUAACCUUGAAAAAAAAGGAUGGAAAAUUAAAAUCUGUGAGAAAAACGAGUUACAUUAUGUAAUAACAAAUAAAAAAAUUAAUGAAAUACCUAUUAAAGUAAUAACUUUUAGAGGAUCACAAUCAUUUUCUGACUUUGUUUAUGAUAUUCAAUUAUUUUCAGAGUCUAUAUUUCCAAGUUUAUCCACUCCUUUCUUUCCUUUCUUUACCAAAAAAACUCUUAUAAAGAUAAGUAAAUUUUUAUCUUAUUUCGGUACAAAGGCAUUACCAGGAAGUGACCAAUUUCUUCUUGGCUUUGCAAAAGAAGUUGUCAUGGAAGAAUUGAAAGACAAAAAUAAUCCUAAUGUUGUCCUUGCUGGGCAUUCUCUUGGAGGUGGAAUGGCAAAUAUUCUUGGAGGUGAGUUGGGGUUAAUGAGUUUUGGGAUAUCUCCUCCUGGUACUUAUUUAGCUUCAAAAAACUUUGGAACAAAGAAAAAAGAUAUUCCAGUAGUUGCAAGAGCCAUUGUUCCCGAAAAAGAUCCAAUUGCUGCAUUGGGAGAAGAUGGUGGAUUACAAAUGUCAAUUCCUUGUGAUAAACAUCUUUUUUCUUGUCAUUCUAUUAAAACAUCUCUCUGUAUGAUUGGGAAGUUGUGUAGUGACAAUGAAACGAAAGACAUUUGUUCUGAAAACUGA
Messenger RNA from Entamoeba histolytica HM-1:IMSS, 2133 nucleotides. RefSeq lists its product as uncharacterized. NCBI's taxonomy places the organism in Eukaryota, Evosea, Mastigamoebida, Endamoebidae. Gene Ontology annotation, biological process: lipid metabolic process. The record is from RefSeq and is a predicted model, not a curated record. The transcript has a single exon. The coding region runs from base 1 to 2133 and encodes 710 amino acids.